Tribolium castaneum (red flour beetle) is the source of this 1895-nucleotide messenger RNA. RefSeq lists its product as uncharacterized. The record is from RefSeq and is a predicted model, not a curated record. Lineage: Eukaryota; Metazoa; Arthropoda; Insecta; Coleoptera; Tenebrionidae. The transcript has a single exon.
AUGGCCCACUCCUCGCAAGGAAUCUACUCGCCUUUGCCCCAAUCGAUAAGCGACUCCGACUCGGAGGAGCUCCACAUGGACGCUGUGUGUCCAAACUACGCAAGCAAAACCGUACAAAACGGCAAUAGCUUCGACCACAAGCGCAAAUUCGCCAACAAUUCGGCAAACUUCAUCCAACUCGGUGAUGACUUGCUCCACAUUAAACGCGGAACUCCCAGAAUGUCCACGCUGCGCAAAGCGGCGUUCAUCCUAUCCAUAAUUCUCUGCUUGUUGCCCAUCAUCGUAUUUCUCUUCUUCAUCCCCUGUUCCGUCUCCCACACCUGUCCCAUCAGAACCACCAACUGGGAGAACAAGCAAGAGGAUGUGGAGCUAAAAGGCGCGAUCAACCUUGUGCAAGGCAUAAACCAGAACCACCUGAAUCUUGCGAUUUUGUUCCAAGGCGACAUUCGCUCCCCGAAGAUACUUAAAAACGGGGCGAUUUCCUUCCUGGGGAACAGCGGAAGCGUGGCUUGGUAUUUUUGACAGGAGGUUGUUCCAAUCAAGCUGGACUGCUCUUUGAUCGAUGUUGACGAUAACGGAAUCAAUGACUGCCUGCUUCUUGACGAGAGAGGUCUGAAAGCCAUUGAGACGAUUUCGGGGCAAGGGAUUUGGCACGCGCACAGUCACGAAGAACGGACAACAAUCAACCACUUGGAUUUUCCGGUCAAAUUGCCCGAUUACAACUACGAUAACGUGAACGAACUCAUCGCGAUUUACAAACGGACGAGUCUCAUGAUUUUUUGCGGCCGCUCGGGCAAAGCCCUCAACAACAUCCCGAUUGAUAAUUGCAAUGAAAUUAAUAAUUUACACAGUAGGGACAAUGUCCUAGUUUUUGGCUGCGUGCGCUCGGACUUCACCGGUAAUAUGAAAAUAACUCUCAAUGAUGUGCAAAAACGAUACGGUAACACAUCCUAUGUGAUUUUGCCAAUCAAAGACGAUUUUACGGACGACGACCGCAACAGUUUCAUAGUCGGAAAUCGCAAAUUACUGGUCAAUAACGUCGGCAUUUGCCCGAAUUGUCGCGCAAGCAUCGAACUAAUCGACCUAAACACGCGCAAAAAGCAGACGUGGUAUUACAACAACGCGUCGGUUUUGAGCCCCAAGCUGUUCCAUUUUCGGGCGACCAAGUCCAAUUUGCAGUUGUUUAAGGGACAUAUAACUGGGUUUAUUUUGAAAAUCUGGCAGUGGGUGGAGACGAAUAUUCCCGACCGGAAGUUGAUGCGGUCGGAGUCGAAACGACACGCUUAUUACAAUUCGAAAAAUGCCUCUUUUGUCACGAACACGGUAACCGAAAGGGUGGUCUUGAUUACGUUCAAUGAGAGUAACGUUCAUGUGAUUAAUGCCAGUUUGGUCGAGGUGACCCAGUUGUGUGUGCCGUUUUACGACGAUUAUAUUUGUCAGCCUGACUUGCACGGUCAGGAGAAUUCGGUUCUGGUUGGGGAUUUGGACCAAGACGGGAGUCAGGAAUUGAUUAGCUAUUCGAGUAGUUUUGUUAAGAGAGAGGAUGUACAGGACUGGAUGCUUAUUUCGAAUAUCACGGUGAUUCGGCUAGAGGCCGAGUUGCCCAAAUUGUACGAAGAGAAAUAAUGCUCUUACUAUUUUGCUAACCUUUUAAACCAGCUGAUUAAUCUCAACACCAAACGUUUCCUUCUUGUAUUUAACACUGGAGGUGUAUAGCAGCGUACUUGUCACGUUUUACUGUUAUCAUUGUGAGACCAUUUACUUGUACUUGUCUUUGAGAAACUUUUAUUAAUGUAACUAAUUUAUGUGCCUGUUGACACCGUUUAUCAUUAUAAAUGAAUUUCUCCGUUAAAAAAAUAUUUUUGUUAGUGUGUGUACAUAAAGCAACAAAAUCA